AUGGCCAAUCAAACAGCAACCAGAGAAUUUGUCUUCCUGGGCUUCUCCCAUUUCCCCAAGCCCCAUUCUCUGUUCUUCAUCUUGUUCCUGACCAUGUACAUCACCACCUUGUUGGGAAACGGCCUCAUCCUGGGCACAGCUUUUCUGGAUUCCAGCCUCCACACGCCCAUGUACUACUUCAUUCGGCAUCUCUCCUUCCUGGACAUGUGCUACACCUCAGUCACUCUGCCCCACGUGCUGAAAAACCUGUUGGCCGAGUCGAAGGCCAUCUCCUUCCCGGCCUGCCUGGUCCAGCUUUACUUCCUGGUGGCCUUCGUGGGAGUCGAGUGCCUCUUGCUGGCCGUGAUGGCCUACGACCGAUACGUCGCCAUCUGCCGCCCCCUCACGUACGCCCUCCUCAUGAACCGGACAUUAUGCGCCCAGAUGGUGGCGGCCUCGUGGGCUGGCGGCCUCCUCAACUCGGUCCUCCACACAGCCAUGACCUCUCUCGUGCCUUUCUGUGCCUCUCACAAGCUGGACCACUUGUUCUGCGACGUCCCCCAGUUGCUCAAGCUCUCUUGCGCGGACACUUUCCCCAACCAAGUCACAUUGCUGGCGGUAACGAUGCUGCUUGGCGUUAGCCCUUUUCUCUGCAUCGUGGUUUCCUACGUCCAUAUUGUCUCGGCGGUCUUGAGGAUCCGCACCUCCCAGGGCCGCCGCAAAGCCUUCUCCACCUGUGCUUCUCACCUCACGGUGGUCACCUUGUUCUUCACUAGCAGCAUGUUUAAUUAUAACCGGCCUGGCUCCAGUUACCCUGCAUAUGUAGAUACUUUAGCCUCCGUGAUUUACAAUGUGGUGACCCCGAUGCUGAACCCCAUCAUCUAUUGCCUGAGGAACAAAGAGAUGAAGGAGGCUCUCAAACGCGUCUUUGUGUUCAGAUUGUAUUCGCUCUGUCUCCGUUUGUCUUGUUUUAAGUUUCUUAAUAUCUUCUCUAUUAUCCAAUACCGGGGCCCUUGUCUUCUCCUCGCGGUUCUGUGCCGGCCCGCCCGCCUUUCGCAGCCUGUCUUCCCUUAUCGGUCAGCGUCGCCGCCGCCUCCACCGGUCUCGCCGCCGCUGCAGCUGGUCUCGCCGCCCAAUUCUUGCGCCUCGCCCUCCCCGGGGGCCCACGCCACCGCUCUUACUCGCGCCGUCAGGGGGUAA
Molecule: messenger RNA, 1179 nt
Organism: Euleptes europaea (tarantolino)
Lineage: Eukaryota; Metazoa; Chordata; Lepidosauria; Squamata; Sphaerodactylidae
Product: olfactory receptor 5V1-like
Exons: 3
Coding region: 1-1179 (392 amino acids)
Biological process (GO): G protein-coupled receptor signaling pathway
Cellular component (GO): membrane
Molecular function (GO): G protein-coupled receptor activity; olfactory receptor activity
Source: RefSeq, a predicted model, not a curated record